AUGACUGGAUAUCAACUCAGGGAGCAGGAUAGAUGGCUACCGAUAGCCAACGUGGCUCGAUUAAUGAAGAACACUUUACCUGCUACAGCCAAAGUUUCUAAAGGUGCAAAGGAGUGUAUGCAGGAGUGCGUCAGCGAGUUUAUUUCCUUUAUAACAAGUGAGGCCAGCGACAAGUGUCUCUUGGAGAAAAGGAAGACAAUCAAUGGUGAGGAUAUUCUUUAUUCUAUGAACAUAUUGGGAUUUGAGAAUUAUAGUGAAGUAUUGAAGAUCUACUUGGCUAAAUACAGGCAACAACAGGCGUUAAAGCAAGAGCGUGGAGAGCCACGAAAGAAGAAGAGCAAGUCAAAGAAGAAGACAGAUGAGGGUGGUGGAGUGAAGGAGGAAGUUGAUGAGAUUCAGAGUGAUAAUGAGACCCACGAUACAGCAGAGAGUGAUGACGUUAAACAUGGCGAGAGUGAAAAGGAAGAGGAGCAGGAAGAUGUUGCGAAAGACGGUACUACUACAUCUAUAGAUGCUAUUGACACGACUCGGACUGAUGGUCAGCAGGACUCGCCAGCUCCUCCUGAGUCAAAAAAUAGAUAUGUGGACCAGCUAUAUGAGCAAAGUUAUGGAGAUGGACAGUAUGCACAUAACCCAAACUAUCAUAACGCAAGCUACGGUGGCGGAGUCGAUAUGGCCCGAGUUUCACUGGAUCCAACGCGGGUGUCACACUUAGAGACGAAGGAUGAAGCCUCUGAUGAUUCAGCGGCACCUCGUGCAGCAGUUACUGAAUCAUCGAGUAGUUCCUCUACCCCGACUGGAAAUAAUGGAAUGGAUAAUAUAGCAGGUUACGUGGAUAGCAACAAUGAAAGUGAGCAACAGCCCUUGGUAGCAGCAUCCAAGAUGAAGACUACAACUACGGCGACGUCAGCGGACGCAGAAUUGUCACUAAACUUGAACGAUAAUGUAGCUACGGCGGUUAGCGAGACAGAAGAAUUGGCAGGUCUGACGAACGGACACCACGGGGAAAAUGUGUUGUAUAGCUAUGCUUCUAUCAAAGCUGCCUGUGAAUUGUUAUCCACUGGUUUGAUGGAUUAUUACUGGGGAAGUCAAUAUGGAGGAGAUAUUGGUAUGUUCACACAUCCAUAUUAUUGGUGGGAAGCCGGUGGAGCUUUUGGUUCAAUGAUCGACUACUCGGUUUUUUUUGAAAAUGAUACUUGGGUUACAACAAUAAUCGAUGGCAUGAUAUACCAAACCGGUACAGACGACAACUAUAUGCCUCUAAAUCAGACGACUACAGAGGGUAACGAUGAUCAGGUGUUCUGGGGUAUUUCUGCAAUGGAGGCUGCUGAAAGAAACUUUACUAAUCCUUCCGGUAACAAGCCGCAAUGGUUAUAUCUCGCACAGGGAGUGUUCAACACUAUGGCAUGGCGUUGGGAUACGAGCUCCUGUGGAGGAGGGCUUCGAUGGCAGAUUUUCGAGUGGAAUUCUGGUUAUGACUACAAAAAUACGGUUAGUAAUGCUGGAUUAUUCCAUAUGGCUGCGCGUCUUGCACGGUAUACGGACAACUCGUCUUAUUCUGAUUGGGCAGAAAAAGUCUACGAUUGGUUGUUGGAUGUCGACUUUAUUAGCGAGAACGAUGCCAGUGGCUACUACCUUGCCUACGAUGGUGCAUCGACGGAUGAGAAUUGUACAAAUGUGAAGUCAUACCAGUGGAGUUAUAACGCGGGUCUUAUGGUGGCUGGUUGUGCCUAUAUGUACAACUAUACGGAAAAUGGCACGUGGUUGCAGCGUGCAGAAGGCUUUGUUACUGGUGCCACUGUGUUCUUCAAUUCUUCUACCGAUAUUAUGUACGAAGCUGCCUGUCAGGGGGCGGGCUCGUGCAAUAAUGAUCAGAGAUCUUUCAAGGCAUAUCUAGCCCGUUUCUUGUCUGUGACAAGUAUUUUAGUGCCAAGCACUUACGAUGAUAUUAGCUCUUUGCUUACUACUUCAGCAAAGGCAGCGGCCCUUUCAUGUUCCGGUGGUACCGAUGGUCAUACUUGCGGUAUGAACUGGUUUGAGGAUGGAUGGGAUGGAAUGUAUGGUCUUGGAGAGCAGAUGGCCGCUCUUGAGACUAUUCAGAGUCUUGUGGCUAAGGACAGACCUGCUCCUUACACUUCAAAGAAUGGAGGAUCAUCGACGGGAGCAGGAGAUGCAGGUAUGGGAAGUACAGAAGUUCUUGACAAACCGUUGAACUUGAAAACAGCAGAUACAGUAGGAGCAGCUAUCAUUACUGUCGUUCUUGGGUUAUCGGUGAUAGCAUUAGGGUACUAUGUUAUAGUAAAAUAA
Molecule: messenger RNA, 2307 nt
Organism: Brettanomyces nanus
Lineage: Eukaryota; Fungi; Ascomycota; Pichiomycetes; Pichiales; Pichiaceae
Exons: 2
Coding region: 1-2307 (768 amino acids)
Biological process (GO): fungal-type cell wall biogenesis; regulation of DNA-templated transcription; carbohydrate catabolic process
Cellular component (GO): nucleus
Molecular function (GO): protein heterodimerization activity; mannan endo-1,6-alpha-mannosidase activity; sequence-specific DNA binding
Source: RefSeq, a predicted model, not a curated record